CGAGAGUUUAAAAAUGGUCAAAAAAUAUUUUACGAUGUGAAUCUAAUCUUGUGGUUUCCAGAGGUAUUUUUAGACUUUCAUCUCUAAUCCAUCAUGUAUUCCAUCCGCAGAUGGCUAUAUAAACCAAAGAAAACAGACUCCUCAUUAUUGGCCCAGUUUUUCUAUGCAGAUGAGGAACUGAAUCUUAUAGCGGCAGAACUAGAUAGCUUUGAUGGAAGGAAGGACCCAGAAAGAUGCACCUUGCUUGUGAAUUCCUUGCGGUGUUGUCAAGAUCGGGUUCUAAAUCUUAUGAUGAAAUUUAUGGAUGAGGUUAUUCCUGAUAAAAGAGCCAAUCGUGAUUUCCGCGUUAAAUUCCCCGAUGAUGUCUUACAGGAAAGUCUUGCUGGUCAGCUCUGGUUUGGUGCUGAGUGCCUGGCAGCAGGGUCUAACAUUGUUAACCGUGAGGUUGAAAGUGCCAGUAUGAGGCCCCUUGCUAAAGCAUUGACACGUCACCUUGACAACCUCCGAAGUCUCAUGAGGGAACAGUGUCUUAAGAAUAUCAAUGUCUAUGAUGAAAAUAUCAAACAUGGUCUUGAGGUAUUUGAUCGACUGUUCGCAGAGUUUGAACUCAGUUACGUUAGUGCCAUGGUCCCUGUGAAAAGUAUGAAGGAAUAUGACAUUCUGCAAGAUGUGAUCAUUCUAUUCUCAGAGUCAAUAAUGAGGGCAUUGAAACUAGAGCUGCUGACCCAGGAUAUGUUGGAUGAUUAUGAUCCUGCAUUGAUGUUUACUAUACCAAGAUUGGCUAUUGUUUGUGGUUUGUUGGUUUUUCCUGAGGGUCCAUUGAACCCUGAUCUAGUGCCACAACAUAUGUCUGAGAUGUUCCGACCAUUCCAAACCCUGCUUUUCAAGAUCAGGGAGCUCCUGUGGACAUUAAAUAGAGAUGAGAUGUGGACGUUAGAGAAGUCACUCUGUAGUGCUGAGGAACCAGGCCUCUACAGGGAAAUAGAACCAGUGCGCUUUCCAAGGAAUAGCCAGUCAGAUUACAUGUAUAUUCCACCUCCAAAAGAUCGCAAGGAUAAACCAACCAAUGAGAUAUCAGUUACUAUGGCAACUCAAACUGAUGAAUCAGGAUCAAUUGAAAACAUCAGUGAUGAAUUAGGAAUGACUGAAAAUAUGAAUGACAGUGAAGACAUUUCUGUUCAAAUAACACGAUUCAAACGCGAUUCAAGCUCAGAAACUAUAACUGCAGAUGCUCGUGAAUUCUCCACUUCGAAUAGGGCAAGUUUUAGCCUUCAAGGAGAUCUGGCAACUCCUAUCAACAGUCCAGAUCAGGAGCGACGUAAAACCAUCGUUAUGGAAGACCAGAUUCCAACUAAUGACAAAAGCGGGUUUAUGGAAAGUGAUGAUGACAUUGAUUCAGAAAAACCUGUGCCUAUAUCUGGUGAGUUGAGAGAAGCCUGUCAAGAUGUUGUCUUGUCCUUAUUUGAGAUGGCUUACAUUGAAGCAAGUUUUGAACAGGAGAGAGAAAAUGAAAGGCAACUUUUAAAUGCAGUUCAUGCUUACAAAAACUCCUCAUCAGAGGCAUGUGUAGAGGAUGAUAAAGGUGCAACUGAAGAUGACAUAAUUGUUGUUGAACAUGACAUAAGUGAAAUUGAAAAUGACAAAAUUGCACUUGAAUGUGAAAAUGACAUAAUCAGUCCUGAGAAUGACAGUAUUGCAGCUGUUAACGACAAUGACAUUAUUGAUAAUGCUGACAUUGAAGCAGUUCAGAUAGCUGCUGAACAUGAGGACAAUGUGCUAAGAAGUUGUGAUAAGACAAUUGAUGCUGAUAGUAAUGUAUCUAAAGAUGAUGACAUCGAGGGACCAGUUGAGAAAAACAUGAAUAAACAAUUUGAUGAGGAGAGUAUUGAGAUUCUGAAGGAUCCUAUAACAGCUGAUGACUGUACUGUUUUGAGUGUUAAUCCUAGUGCAACUAAUAGCAUUGUUGUCCCCUCUGAUAACGCAUCUGAUAAUCAGCUCAACCAAAACCUUACCUUACCAUCAAUGCAAUCCAUUACCAAUGGAGUGAACCAUGAUAAUUCUAACCAUGAUGAAGAUGAGGUCAACGCUAAUGACAAACGGCAGGAUAUGGGAGCAAGUGGUGAAGCUAAACAACAUGAUGAAUCUGUAAAGUUGACUGACGAUAAGAAUUCUCAAGGGUCAGGAUCUGAGUCUCCUGUCAAGGAGCACUUUAAUAUACGUAGUUUGAUUAAAGAAAUGACCAACAUACGUGAACUUGCGCUUAAUGAAAUUGCUCAACCUGGGAAUGAUGAACCUCACACUUCACAACAUGACACAGCCUCAGAUGCCAAAAAACAUCCUUCACAAUCUGGGCCACUUGACUCUAGAUCUGACACUAAUGCUGAAGUUAUGAGUGAAAACGAUGAUAGCGAUAUAGUCAUUUUAGAGGAGAAUGCUAAUGGAGUGACAAACGAAAAGUCAAAGAAGAGGGGAAGCUCAAAAAAUGUUUCCAAAUCUUCAAAAAAUAAAUCUAAUUCAAAGAAAAAUUCUGUCAAGAAAUCUAAAAAUAGAAAAGAGGCAAAAUCAAAUGAACCAAUUUCACCAAUAAGAAACCGUGCUGAUUGUAAAGGAGCCCCAGUUGUUGGGCACACGAAUUUGAGAGCCGGUACUGCACAACAAGCCAGUACUUCAAGUGCACAGACUGUUGAAAAUGACAAUGUUUUUAUGGAUCGAUCUGAUAUUAACCCAGAUCACCGCAGUAGAUCUUUAGGAACACCUGUAUCUAACAAUCCCACAUUAUUAGCAGUUGCUAGAGGUGCAUCUGCCUCCCCACAUUUAUCAUCAAACAAUAGAACUACAUCCCAAAACGGUACUAGCCAUUCCAAAAGGCGCAACAAGCGAGGCAGGAAACGACAUGGUCAAAGCUCACAUUACGCAAAUACAAACCCAGAGAGACUCAACAGGCGAUGUGAUACUACUUGUGAUGGUUGCUAUGGGGAGAAGACCCAAGGUGAAUGCCCCAAGAAGAUGGCUGUGGACUGGGAUAGGGAGAGUUACAACAGCAGUGACACAAGUUCCUACAACUCUGAGAGUGCUGAUGAUGAGGAAAUACAACUUGCGGUUCAAGCUGCAGAGCUAGCAUCUAGGAAAGAGGCUCGUGCAAGGUUUCGUAGCAGUGGGGAUUUAAUUCACAGACUGUUUGUCUGCAUAUCAGGAGUCGCUGACCAGCUUCAAACCAACUAUGCGAGUGACCUACGUCAUAUACUGAAGAUUGUAUUUGAGAUGCACUGUACAGAAUCUCUAUUACCUGUUGAUGCUGCGGAAGAAGCUACCUUAUGUGAGAGCAUACUAAGUGACGAGGGAGCCACUAAUGAGGAAGUUCAAGCCUCACGUCGUACUGUGGAAGAACCACCUCCAUGGCUUCCCGAUGAGACAUGUCCACAUUGCACAGCCUGCAAAAUCCCAUUUAAUUUUGUGAAACGCCGACAUCAUUGUAGAAAUUGUGGCAAGAUAUUUUGCUCAAGAUGUUCAUCAAACCAGGUAUCCUUGCCUCAGUAUGGACAUUCAAAGCCUGUCCGUGUGUGCAACAGGUGCUAUAUGUUCCAGGUGACACCCUUCUCAGUUACACCCGAGUCUUCAGCAAGUUCUGUACAGGGAUGAACAUUAUUUUAGAAAGAUGGCUCAAGUCCAUUUAUACAAAUAAUUUGAGAUCAUAAACAUGAUAUAUUGUACGGUGUAUUGGAAUACAUUGUUGGAAUUUUUUAUAUUGCACCAAUCUAUUUUCUAUCAUAAACUGCACCAGGUGGUGAGUGUGUGAAGGCGUAGAUGAGUCUGCUAAAUCAGAAUUUAUCAAGAGGAUAUACUGGGUGUCCAGAAAGUAUAAGGGCCCCCCUAGGGACAUAGACCAAUGUCCCCAUAGUAUGUGUC
This is a messenger RNA of Owenia fusiformis, 3906 nucleotides long. Lineage: Eukaryota; Metazoa; Annelida; Polychaeta; Sabellida; Oweniidae. The record is from the annotation of a GenBank genome assembly.